AAGCUGAGCCAGGGAAACCUCGCCCAGGGAACUCGGAAGUCUGGGAAGCGCCGCGCUCCUCUUCCCUUUUAGUAGCUCUGCCAGGAUUCCGGCCUCCUUUCGCUUUCGCUUUCGCCUGGGCGGCGCAUGCGCGGAGGAUCUGCUGCGCUUCUGGCAGAUGGCGAGCAUGGAGAACCUCCCUGAGGACGCCCUGAUUGCGGUGCUGGUGCUGGUGCCCGCCCAGGACCUGGUGCGUCACUGCCGGCUGGUCUGCUCUCUCUGGCGCGGGCUGGUAGACUUGCCUUCGCUCUGGAAGCUCAAGUGCCAGCGUGAGGGCUACUGGCCGGAGCCACUGGACAGUCCCAUUCCGGACUGGCGCAAUUUCUAUUUCCUCUGCAGCCUGAAGAGGAACCUGAUCAAAAACCCCUGUGCUGAAGAAGGCUUUGAGGCCUGGAAGAAAGAAUCGAACGGAGGCAACGGCUGGAAAAUCGAGGACCUCCCGGGAGAUCACGGAAGAAAUUUCCUUCUUCCGCAUGUUCAGAAAUACUUUGUGACGUCUUAUGACUCAUGCAUGAAGGGGCAGAUGAUCACUUUACGGGAUCACGGCUACUGGGACCGGUUGAUGGAUGAAGCCCGGCCUGAUAUUGUGGUGAGCGACUGGUUCGCCGCACGUUUCGACUGCAGCUGCCAGUAUGAGCUCUGUGUGAGACUCCUGUCCAAAGAUUACAUCGUUCUCCAGGAGUUUGUGUUGGAACCGGUUGUGAUAGAACAGUGGAGCGAUGCAGAAUGGCGCAAGGUGUCGCACACAUUUCACAACUACCCUGCUGGAGUCCGACACAUCUUAUUUAGUCACGGAGGCCAUGACACGCAAUACUGGGAAGGCUGGUACGGUAUCCGAGUGACCAACAGCAGCCUCACCCUGGGCCCCCAAGUGGCAGACUGACGGAGAAGGGCUGCUUCGCUUUGGAUAGGACUACAACUCCCAUGGGGCCCAGUAAGUGGCUCUGGGGAAGGUCAAUCUAACCCUUGAACUUAACAGCAUGGAAAAGAAGUUAACCCCAGUGUGCCCUACACAUCCACCGGUCUAUUUCUCUCUCGCUGAAAAAAUAAAUAAAUCUGUAGAUAUUUAUCAGUUAA
Thamnophis elegans (Western terrestrial garter snake) is the source of this 1116-nucleotide messenger RNA. Its product is annotated as F-box only protein 6-like. The record is from RefSeq and is a predicted model, not a curated record. Lineage: Eukaryota; Metazoa; Chordata; Lepidosauria; Squamata; Natricidae. Gene Ontology annotation, biological process: glycoprotein catabolic process; SCF-dependent proteasomal ubiquitin-dependent protein catabolic process. The coding region runs from base 158 to 922 and encodes 254 amino acids. Gene Ontology annotation, cellular component: SCF ubiquitin ligase complex; cytoplasm. The transcript is spliced from 6 exons. Gene Ontology annotation, molecular function: protein binding; ubiquitin protein ligase activity.